UGUCUGCAGGAGCUCCGGGGGCGAGGACCGGGGGCUGCGGGAGGAGCGCGGGGCUGCACGCGCUCCGAGUGUCGGGGUGGACGGGGGCCGGUGGCUCUGGGGCCCGGGGAGAGCACAGGGCGCAUGGGCCCCUGGUGCCGGGCUGGGCGCGGGGGCGCUGGCGCUGAGUGAAGGGGCGGUGAGUCCCACGUGCAGCCUCGCCCCAUGUGGGAACCCAGGCGCACGCUCCAAGCGUCUGUCGCCUUCAGUCUCCGCGCGGGCCUGUGGAGAAGCCCCCGGUGCGCUUCUGGUCUCCAGCCAAGCCACUGUCGUUUCCUGCGCCUGGAGUCUGUAAUUGUGAACAACUUCCCCUUGGAACACUUCCUGGCGCGGUUGGAGCCCAGCGCUGGAGACUGUCCAGAGCAGUGGGACGCUCUACACGUCUACGGGAGGAAAGCUAUCCCCCGGGUCCUAUCCGAAACACUUGUCCUGAGUGUCCAGGUGUCCGCCAGGCACACACGUGUGUUCGUGGGGUUCCUCGCCACGUGGGGAUCCUCGGCCGCAGGUCUCAGAUUACAGGCUGGAAUCGGGGCCAGCUCGGAACUCCGGAAUGCAUGCACAAGCAGCCGUCUCCCAGGCUGCCCACAGUGCGGGAGCCGGAGUCCUCGGAGCUCCCUUCUGGGGGCCCAGCCUCGCUAGGGGAGAACCUUGCUCCGCGUCCGCCCUUUCCUCUGCACCCCCAUCCCAGGCUCCAGUACAGGUGGCCUUUCCUCCCGGGGGCCCUGCUGCUCCCGGGAUGGGGCCAAGCAGCUCCCCGUGACCCUGCGGUCCAGCCAUGGGCCCAUGAGCUGGCAGCCCUCCACUCGUUUUGGAAGCUUUGGGCAGCGCGUCCGGUGGUGCGGAGCCAAGUGUGGGAGACUGUGGGAGGGACGCACCUUCCAAAGUGGGCCCCGCCUGGUGUGGCGGGUGUCCCUGUAGUUCGGAUCAGUGCCACCGCUCACGGCCCCGGGUGGUGGUCCCGCAGUGGCCACAGUGCCGGCUCCUUAAGGCCUGGCCCUCCUCUCUUCAGUGAGGCCUGUAGGGGCGUUUCCGCCUGUGACUGGUGACAGAGGUCGGCGCUGCCUCGCGGCCCCCUCCCCGCAGUUCUGCCCUGGGUGCCCCUGCAGGGGCCCCCUCACCGUGGGGAGCCAGGGGUGCUGGUGAAGGGCAGGCCCAGGACAGCGCCCCCCACAAGAAGUUGGAGGAGGGCCUUAUGUGGGUGGAAGGGACAGAUUUUAAAGCAACGCUCAGGAAAAAAGUCAAGCAGGAAUGAAAGUGGCCAUUUCUGAAGGGAGCCCCGCGGGUCUGGUACCUUCUGUGCUCCUUGGCAUCCUCACUGCUGUGUCUGCUCCCCUGGCACGGGGCAGGGGGAGGCUGGCUCCAGGGGUCACUGGGCCGCCACGGGGCGGUAGAGGUUUCCUAGGAUAGGCAGCUGCCUUUGUCUGGGGUGGCAUCUUCACUCACGCCCUUGGAGAGCGGGUCCCUGGCACCCGGGCUGAGUGAGAAGCACAGAGGUAGUUUGAGUCCCUCUUUCUGGCGCGUGUAAUGGCCCUUCCCAGCCCCGGUGAGAAGGCUGCCUUCCUUCGGCCACCCCUGCUGGGUGGCAGGCCUGAGGCUCAGGGGCUCCUUGAGCAGAUGUUUUCGGAGACAGCAGGUAGAAGGCUCCCCGUGCAGCCUGGGAGACCCGCCAGCCAAUGGGCUGCAGCCCAGAGGCGAGACCGUGUGCAUGUGAGCCCAAGGUGAGCCCUUGGCCCUUUGCUUCCUGUGAUCCAAGAGCAGAGGAGGCCUGGGUUUCUCCCUGCUGGCUGGGGGAGGCCCCUCCUUCCUUCCAGCUGUCCCGUAACUCAGGAGGAAGGUGAGGGACUCCAGCACUGAGCACAGCGUCCCCAGAUUGUAGGGGUGGGGCUGGGAGGGAGGGGGCGCAGCUCGUGGGACACUCCCUGAGACCCCAUGUAAACCCCGUCCUUCAGCCCUGCUCCCCAGGUGUCAGCAGACACUGCCCCCUACCCCUAACCCCCCCCGCCACAGCUCCCUGGCCAUUGCAGGGUGUGGACCCUUGCAUGUCCUUGCUUCUGGGGGUGGCGGUGGUCCACCACAGUGUUCUGACCCUGGAGGACUCCUGGGACCCUCAGGGCUGGGCCCCGGGGCCCUGGGGCCCAUCUGCGUGUCGGUGGAGGCAGGAUUGCGGUGUUGGCCUGAAAUGCUGGAGGCGGAGCUCUUAUCCGUGACCAGCUGGGAAUCCCGAGGCAGCAGCUCCCUGCGUGCUCACCUGUUUGGGCGUGUCUGGGGGCCGUGUCAGGGUGCAGAGUCCUGGAGUGUGUCCGAGACCUUCAGACACACUUGUGACAAGCUCUCACUGCAGUCUCAGAAGCACCGCCUUGGGGUUUCAGAAGCCAUGGGAGUCCAGGAAGUAGAAAGAAGAAGCUGGUGAGCUUGCGGGGUUCUGGUAUCUGAGACUUCCGCCCCGGGAUUCGGGGACGCCAGUCUCAGAAAUAAACACAGGAGGAAAUAAGAACAGCCGGGCUCUGACUGUCAUAGUUCCCCUUGCUGAGCAAGGGCCAGGCCUGUGUUGAAAUCGUGGUACUGGGGUGAAGUCUUACUCGGCCCUCGGUGGCCCCUGGGGGUUCUCUGCCCCCAUCCCCGACCCUGGACUGUGGUCUGGUGUGUGCCUGGCCCGGCAGGUCCUCCUCCUGCCACGUCCUCUGGGCCAUCGUGGGCGCGACUGCUUCUCCUCUGGGCCUGGCACUUGGACACGCCUGGUGCUGGGACACAGUGAGGAUCAGGCCGUCAGACCUUGCGGGGGAGGUGCACGCAGCCCAGCACUCGCACGUGAGAUGAGCCCAGUGUCCCCGGGGACCUGGAUCUUAAAUUGCAUUUAGUUUUCAUUACUUAACAUUUAUGGGCCCCACAUGGUUGGCAGCCACCCUGUGGGAGCUGCAGCCCUGGAGCCCCCAGAAGUGGCGACAGUGUGGCCUGGCUGGGCCUGGCUCCUGGGUCGUCACAAGCUCCAGGUUGGAGCACGGGGCUGGGACUGGGGCUGGGGCUGAGGCCUCUCCACCUUGUGAGGUUGAGCCCGAUUGAAUGACAGGGGGAGGAGCCCUUUGCAGCCAAGUUUCGGGGGGUGGGAGAUGGCUGCGGGCUGUCUGCUGAGCUGCCCUGACUCUGGCUCUCCUUCCCAGGUACAGAGUCCCCUUCGGUCUCCUGCAGGGCCAUCGGGGACCUGGGCAGCAUGGCCCUCUCCGGCCCGGAGGUGGAGAAGCAGGUGCCGGCGGAGCCCAGGCGGGGCCGCAAGCUGCAGUCCUGGUGGAGCCUGGUGUUCUGCCUCUGCUUCUACGGCUUCAUGGCCCAGAUGCGACCCGGGGAGAGCUUCAUCACGCCUUACCUCCUGGGCCCCGACAAGAACUUCACGCAGAAGCAGGUCACCAACGAGAUCACGCCCGUGCUGUCCUACUCCUACCUGGCAGUGCUGGUGCCCAUCUUCCUGCUGACCGACUACCUGCGCUACAAGCCGGUGCUUCUGCUGCAGGGCCUGAGCUACGUGUCCGUGUGGCUUCUGCUGCUCUUCGGCUCGUCAGUGCUGCACAUGCAGUUCAUGGAGUUCUUCUUCAGCAUCACCAUGGCGGCCCGCAUCGCCUACUCCUCCUACAUCUUCUCGCUGGUGCCCUCCGCCUGCUACCAGCGCAUGGCCGGCUACUCGCGGGCCUCCGUUCUGCUGGGCGUCUUCACCAGCUCCGUGCUGGGCCAGCUGCUGGUCACGAUGGGCAGGGUCCCCUUCUCCACGCUCAACUACAUCUCGCUGGCUUUCCUCACCUUCAGUCUGGUCCUCACGCUCUUCCUGAAGCGCCCCGAGCGCAGCCUCUUCUUCAACCGCGGAGCGCCCGCGAGUGCCGGGGCCUCGCCCUCCGAGCUGGACCGGAUGAACCUGGGUCAAGGGCAGCCCACGGGUGGGAAGCUGGGCCGGCUGCCGGCCUCCUGGCGGGACUCGGUGCUCGUGUACAUGCUCCGCGAGCUGGGCCGCACCGCGCAGCUGCCGCAACUGCGCCUCUGGUCCCUCUGGUGGGUCUUCAACUCCGCCGGCUACUACCUGAUCGUCUACUACGUGCACAUCCUGUGGAACGUGGUCAACCCCACCACGGACACCACGAGGGUCUACAAUGGCGGGGCGGACGCCGCCUCCACUCUGCUCGGUGCCAUCACCUCCUUUGCCGCCGGCUUCGUGAAGAUCCGCUGGGCACUGUGGGCUGAGCUGAUCAUCGCGGUGGUGACGGUGCUGCAGGCCGGGCUGGUCUUCCUCAUGUACAGGACCAGCAGCAUCUGGCUGUGCUACUUGGCCUUCGUGCUCUUCCGUGGCUCCUACCAGUUCCUGGUGCCCAUCGCCACUUUUCAGAUCGCGUCUUCUCUUUCUCAAGAGCUCCGCGCCCUUGUCUUCGGAGUCAACACGUUCCUCGCCACUGUCCUCAAGACCAUCAUCACCCUCGUUGUCUCCGACAAGCGGGGCCUGGGCCUCCCGGUCCGCUCUCAGUUCCUCAUCUACUUUGUGUACUUCCUGGUGCUGUUUGUCGCCUAUGUGCUUGCGGCCUUGCUGACGGGCCUGCGCCACUUCCGACAGGGCCGCCGCCAGCCCCCGCCACCGGCCCGGGAGCUGACGAGUCCGAUGCAGGAGCCGGACGCGCAGGACAGGCUCGCCCCAGAGGACGGCGUGCGAGCCAUGGGGGAGCAGAGGCAGCAGCCCGAGGCCAAGGCCUGACCCUGCGCGACCUGCUCUCCCGGCUGGUGGGCGGCCAGGUUCCUGACACCAGACGCAGCGGGCCUGGGCCUUGACCUCAGAGCUGACACGUCCCCAGCAGCUGCCUGUCUUCUGGGUGUCAGCAGCCAGGUUCCGGCAUCGUCCACAUCGUCAGAUGGUGGCACCGGUGACUGACAGGCCCCCGGUGCUCUGUCGCUGAGACCCAAGCCUCGGGGGCCUCCAGCCUCCAUGAGGGGUCCUCGGCUCACCCCAAGCGGGGCACUUCUCAGCCCUGCUUCACGCCCUGGCUGUGACCCGCGGCCUGCUGGGGACGCUCAGGCAGCUGCCUGGCCAUUGGGGGCUGCUUUGCUGUCCCUGCCUACACGUGACCAGUGUGGGGGGUCCACGUGCACGCCAGACCUCCCUGCUUUCACCCCCUCGUCCCGGGGAAAUGGCAAGGUGGUCCUAGACGCGAGCCCAGGGGACCCGGUGCCCACGGGGUGACCCGGGCCCUGGGGGUGGGGGCCAUGUUCCUGAGCCUGUGGCUGAACUGUGACGUCUGCAGUUGUCCAGGUACUUUCGUUGUAAACGAUGCUCUGUUCCAUUUUUUGGAAAAAAAAACCUGACAAAAAUGA
Delphinapterus leucas (beluga whale) is the source of this 5379-nucleotide messenger RNA. The record is from RefSeq and is a predicted model, not a curated record. Lineage: Eukaryota; Metazoa; Chordata; Mammalia; Artiodactyla; Monodontidae.